Molecule: messenger RNA, 1038 nt
Organism: Rotaria sp. Silwood2
Lineage: Eukaryota; Metazoa; Rotifera; Eurotatoria; Philodinida; Philodinidae
Source: the annotation of a GenBank genome assembly
AUGAAGAAAAAGUCCAAUAACGAACAUAGGGACGAUUCAAUCAAUGAUUAUGAUUCUAAAAUUGCUCUGAGUGACACCAGACAAAAUGCUUCAAUUAGUUCUGAUCGUGAACGUCUUUCCGAUAAAAUAUACUUAACAGCAGCUGGUUGCGAUGAUAUGUUGAAAAAUUCGCCUCUUUUCACAUUCGAUUUGGAAAAACUGAAAAAGAAAUUAAUUCGAUUGGCUAUUAAAGAUACUCGAGUUGAACGUAUGUUUAAAAUAACUUUCUCUGCUUUUACAACUACAAUCAACACAUGUUUUCGUCGUGGAUACAUAGUUUCCUCAACACGUUAUCAAUGGAUCGCUGCUGCAUGUAGUCUCAUUCCAUUUCUUGACGAAUUACCAGCUUUCUAUGGGCGUGAAAAAAUCCGUCAAGCCUUUGGCAUUCAUGGCAAUUCUACACAGACAAAUACAUCAAACAGCACAACAACCUCUAUUGAAAAAUAUCUGAUAGAGAAAAAGUUUACUGUACCCAAAAGCUACUUGAUAUCCGGCUGUUUUGAAUAUCUUUGGUGUAGUAAAGAGAAGCAAUCAAUGUCAAACGUCACCAAAGAUUCUAAUGAAUCUUUUCAAUUGCCAGAAACAUGGAACUCCAAAGAUAAUAGUGUUAUGUCACAAAAUACUAAAGCUUGCAUUGGUCAUGCUGCCUACACCGCAAUUGGGCGAACUGCUCUCGUUUUAGGUGCCAUCGGGAAAGCAUUGGACGAUGUACUCCCAAUCGUAGUUCCGGCUUCAGUUGCUGCUUUGCGUGCUGCUUCAAUUGCUGGUAUCGUGAUUGGUGCUGUAUUGACUCCAGCGUUUGCUCUAUGGUCAUUCUAUUCUACUGGAAAACGAAUGAACGAGCAUCUACAUGUUUUAUGCGAUGAUUUACUUGUCAUAGCCGCAUAUUUUCUUGCUGCAAUAUAUAAUAGCCAUAUUAAUAUUACACGAUCGCCUGAGAUUUUGUCAUUCGAACAGGCGCUUUCAGGAGCUGAUGAAAGUUCUUCCGAUGAAGAGUAA